GCCUCACACGCUCUUAUCUCAGACGUCCACCACCGAUUAAACGUGUGCAAUGAACAAAGACAGGCGAAGUGACGUCUGUGUGUCCGUGUAGUGAUAAAGGAGUGAUUUACGCAACCAGUUCCGAUUGUUAUCAGUGAUAAUAAAAUUUAAAUCCGUUUGUUGUUGGAAUUUUGCGUCUUCGCGGAAUUUUAGAAAAGUUUAUUAUAAGACGAGUCAAGUGUAAGGUUAUGGUCGAUGUACCGGGAGUGAUGGGGAAGUUGGUGACGUGAUUUGAGUUCAUGUACCGAUUUUGCUAAUCUUGGCCUUUAUUCCAGCUUCGAGCGUUGCCUACCUGGGUGGAUAUAUUUCUUACAUUGACAGCAGAUGGAUGUUACUAGGAGGAGCAUGAUGGGAAAACGUCAAAAGUGAGAAGUUAACGCCCAAUCAAUUCUUCAACCAUGUUCCAAAAAUUCCGCACCAACAAAGCCCUCAGCAAAGACCCGAACGACUACAUCGAGGUCGAAGUCCGCGAAGAUGAAGAACAAGGCGUCAAACUCCAAGAAAUCAUCGACCUACUGGUCGCCGCCGGGUAUUUCCGAGCCCGAAUUAAAGGCCUCCAGCCCUUCGAUAAAGUCGUCGGAGGGAUGACCUGGUGCAUCGAAUCGUGCAACGUAGACGUCGACGUCGACCUACUUUUCCAAGAAAACUCGACCAUCGGCCAAAAAAUCGCCCUCACUGAGAAAAUUGUCACAGUUUUACCCAAAAUGAAGUGUCCGCACAGCAUCGAGCCCCACCAGAUCCAGGGUUUGGAUUUCAUCCAUAUAUUCCCCGUGAUACAGUGGCUGGUGAAAAGAUCGCUAGAGUUCAGGCAAGAAAUGUCGCAGUUCGUGAGGAAGUACGCGGUGAAACAGUUCCAGAAAAAUUUUGGAACGAGUGAGGCGCAAUCAAAGUCUGAGAGUAAUAUUUUGAAGAAUAUUAACAUAGUUAAUGAAAAGUAUGCACCCCGGAGGUACUACAAGCGAAAAAAUGCCCCUCCGUCUGACAUUCACGACCAAGUUCAGAUCACUCUUUUGGAAUAUGGAAGUGCGGCACACCACGUCGAAACCGUGGUCAAUGAAAGUGUAGACCACGAAGAUCUGAACAAAGAAGAUCUGCAAACCCUUGCAGAACAUUACACUUCGUUACAACAGGAAUUCAAGAGUGGUAGUAACAAAGUUUUGAAAGAAAAGCAAAUCGCGGCUAUUGAAGACCAAAUUGGCUCGUUAACCAAAAAGUCGGCCGACUUAAAAUCAAGAAAAUCGUCCUUGGAAGAUACACUAAAUGCCGCUUUGUUGCAAAUUGAAGAGAUAAAAAUGAAGCAAAAAUCGGCGCAAGCGCGUUUAGACGAAUUGAAACAAAACGAAGAAGGCAAGGUCGAUAACGUCCAAGAAAUCGAAGAAUUAGUGAUUUUGAGCGACAACUUAAAAACGCAGGAAUCGCAGUUCAAGGAUUAUUGCAAAAAGGAGUUAGUGAAGUUGCAGGAUUUGAUUGAAGACGCAAAACAAGGAAAACCCGUGGUUGAAAUCGACCCCAAGGUUAAUAAGUUAAGUGAAGAGCUAACUGAAAACGUUAAGUCGUUGCGGUUGCAAGUGGCUAAGCGUAAUCGGACUGUGGCUGCUUUACGUCGACAAAUCGAUGAUGUUCCGAAUCGACCCGAGUUAGCACAGUACCAAAGGAGGUUCCUUGAGUUGUAUAAUCAAGUUUCUGCUAAACAUAAAGAAACGAAGCAAUAUUACACGCUUUAUAAUACAAUGGAGGAUACUAAGAUGUAUAUGAGGAAGGAACUGUCGCUGCUCAACUCGAUAUCUGAUAGUUAUCCAGAGGCUGUUUUGUCGAGUGGUGGCAAAGACGAGUUUUUGCAGCAGUUCCAAGGGGUUAUAGAGGGAGUGAAGCAGUCGAAGAAGAAGGUGGAGAAGCAGGUGAUGGAUGAGAGAAGGAAGAGGGAUCAGUUGAGUUCGAUGUUGCAGGUUUUGGUGGAACAGCAGAGGAAAUAUGUUGCUGCUGUUCGUGAGUUGAGCAUUGAGUGUAAAAAGCACGAGAUUUUAUUGGCUCAACAAAAGUACUGACUUUAGAUUGUAUUUUUAAGUGUGAUUGGUGUUACGCUUUCCUAUAUUUCUAAGUCUCAAGUAAACGUACUGUGUAUAGUUUAAAUAAAAAAUGCUAAAUAUAAAAAUGCAAAGUUAAAA
Messenger RNA from Zophobas morio, 2204 nucleotides. It is a transcript of the gene fidipidine, whose product is annotated as coiled-coil domain-containing protein 93. Bases 438 to 2084 code for a protein of 548 amino acids. NCBI's taxonomy places the organism in Eukaryota, Metazoa, Arthropoda, Insecta, Coleoptera, Tenebrionidae. The transcript has 4 exons. Gene Ontology annotation, biological process: Golgi to plasma membrane transport. The record is from RefSeq and is a predicted model, not a curated record.